Molecule: messenger RNA, 6192 nt
Organism: Aquila chrysaetos chrysaetos
Lineage: Eukaryota; Metazoa; Chordata; Aves; Accipitriformes; Accipitridae
Product: serpin B12-like
Exons: 9
Coding region: 1884-3167 (427 amino acids)
Biological process (GO): negative regulation of endopeptidase activity
Molecular function (GO): serine-type endopeptidase inhibitor activity
Source: RefSeq, a predicted model, not a curated record
CUGUCGCAUUUACCAUUGAACUUCAUUAACUUGCUGUUUUAUAUCAAUAAAAUAUAUUGUUGCUUCUCUCUCGCGAGUGACGUGCACCACUCCUUCUGCAACAAAGAGCAGUUUGGUUUUGAAACUUGAAAAAUGCUGUGCAGAGCCAAUUGGCCCCACUGGAAAAUCAGUACAGUUUUGAACCCUGAAUAUACUAUCCUAAGGGCCUAGCAAAGACAAAAUUUGCACAUACAUUGACAUUUCCUGAGGCAAAGCAGUUAAACUGAUGUCAAGGAAGUUCUGAGGGAAUAUAUUUACAGAGCAAGUAAAAUAAAUCAGUGGAGAAAUGAUGUUAAUAUAGGAGGGAGGGAGAAAGCACAGAGAUUGGAAGAAGGAAAGUCUUCAAAGAUACUCAAAAAUACUUAGACUGUCACUGAAAAGAGGCUAGGACUCAUAAAAGCAGCAGAAGGAAAGGUACAUGGUAAGGCAAUGCUCAAAAAUAAAUUAAAAAAACCCCAACCAGAUAAAGAGGCAGAAAACUGAGGAGGAAGACUUAGAAACACUACAGAAACAUGCAGGAAGGAAAAACAGAAGCAAAGAAGUGAAUGGCAAAUGGAAGCAAAAAAGCAAGGAAAAGAAUAAGGGUAAUAAGAACACUCAUUCUAUCAUUGUAUCUUGCAUUGUUUACAAAUCCCUCUUUUCGGAUGGGCCCUGGAGCACUGGAUCCUGGGCAACCGGGCUGAGACCUCGGCAGAGGAACUGGGAACAGGAGAGCUGGUGGGAGCUGUGCCUGAGGGAGAGGGUGGCCCAGCUUCAGCGCCAGAAGGGAAGUGUAGGAAGGGCAAGAUGGUGCUGGGAGACUUUCUUCCUCUUUCCUCCUUUCUCCCCUCACCAUGCCUGAUCCCUCAAAUAUCCUAUGAAUCCAAAGCCAGUUUUAUGCUUUGUAAGAAGAAAGAAGAGGUGAGAAAGGAAAGAAAUAAAAUUUUCAGGGUUGCAAAGCCACAUAUAACCCUAGAGGACUUACUUUUGACCCCGAGUCCAGCUGCCAUAACACAGUGUUGCACCUGAGCUCAGUGGUGUUGAUGAGGUGAGAUCAAACACUGUGCUGGUGCAGCUCCACCCUGCCCAUCUCUUUAUUUCUGUCUCACUUUAUGCUGGAGACAUAACCUAUGUGAUCAACCACUCCUGGCCUUCUUUUAUUCUUAGCUCCAACGAUUUAAAAGAAUACCCCCUGGCUGGGGAUUCCUGUUACAGUUCAAGGAAAUACUUCUUCCCCUCUCUAAUUAAGCUCCUUCCAUACACAUAAAGCUGACUCCUUACCUGAGAGAGAGAGAGAUGGCUGUAGGCAACAUAAAGCUCGUGCUUUUCCCGUUCAUUUGCUCUAUCUCUGCAAGCAAGCUCAGCUCCAAACAAGGCUUCUCUGAAUCCUGGCAUAAACCCUGCACACCCCUGUGUCCAGGCCAAAUCUGAGAGGGACUAUGCACAGCAGUACAGCCAUGGAUCUCCAGGGUUAAUACCCAGUUUUCCAGCUGAGGGUGACUUGGCAUUGCAAUCAGGUGAUGUUGCCAGCAGAUAUUGCCUGCCAAACUUGUUGGGCAGGUUUGAGAGAAAUACUAUUAGCAUAUUGCUAGAUACAGGUUUCCUAGUCUUCUGCAGGAAACUUCAUGUUGAUGGCAUUUGCAUUAAAUUGCAAAAUGCUGCUAUCAUCAACAAUUCGUUAGAGGCUGAACUUUCCCACAAGAGACUCGGAGAUUUUUGUAAUACAGUAUUCACAAGAACGUGCUCCAGAGCUCAGCUGUUGUGAUCUUCAUUAACCUCUUCAGGCAAGAAGAUGGCCUCCUGCUUGCAAGGACCAAGCUGGAACCUGGUCCCAACUUGUUCUUAGCAGGGUGGAUUUAAUGUAAAUGACCCAUGAGAAAGUCAGCAGCUGCUUCAUGAUGGGCUCCAUUUCUAGACCAGUUACUGAGUUUUGCCUUGAUCUCUACAAUAAGCUCAACAGAAAUGCAGAGGACACAAACAUCAUCUUCUCUCCAAUGAGCAUCUCUGUUGCCCUGGCCCUGGUCCAUCUAGGUGCAAAAAACAACACUGCUGCUCAGAUAGAAAAAGUGCUCCACGUCAGGAAAGCUGCAGAAAGAAUGAGCCUUGGAUCUGAUCUUGAGAGCACAGCCCCAGAAAUGGAGCCAGAACGAAGCCAGGAGAGACAGCCUUCCCUCUCGCAGUGUAACAAGGAUGGGGACCUUAACCAUGAAGCGUUCCAGGCGCUGCUUUUGCAAUUACAAAACCUUGGUGAAAGAUAUGUUUUAACCCUGGCCAACAAUCUCUUUAUACAACAAGGAUUUGAACUCCAGCAGCAAUUUCUAAUGUGCGCUAAGGAACUGUAUGGAGCAAUGCUGCAAACAGUGGACUUUCAUGGUGCUGUUGAAGCCACCAGAAUAAAAAUUAACAGUUGGGUUGAAAGUGAGACACAAGGUAAAAUCAAGGAACUCUUUGCUCCGGGUAUGAUCGAUGCACGUGCAUUGCUGGUGCUGGUGAAUGUAAUCUACUUCAAAGCAUCCUGGGAACACAAGUUUGAAGAACGAAAAACAGUACAGAGAGAUUUUAAACUGAACGAGAAUGAGAAAAAACCUGUGCAGAUGAUGUAUCAGAAAGGCACAUUUAAGUUAGGCUACAUUGAGGAGACGGGUGCUCAGGUCCUUGAACUCCCUUAUGCUCAGAAGUCACUGAGCAUGAUCAUCCUGCUGCCAGGUGACAUGGCUGAUGGAUCUACCAGUGGGCUGGAGCAGAUUGAAAGGACAAUGACCUAUGAAAAUUUAAUGCUGUGGGCCUCUUCAGAGCACAUGUUUGAGAUGACAGUGGAGGUAUACCUCCCCCGAUUCAAGCUUGAAGGCACCUUUAACCUCAAUGAGGUAUUACAAGAGAUGGGGAUGACUGACAUCUUCACUGAAUCAAAAGCUGAUCUUUCUGCAAUGUCGUUUGCAAAAUCUCUGGUGCUGUCAAAUGUUGUCCAUAAGACGUACGUGGAAGUCAAUGAGGAAGGCACCGUAGCAGCAGCUGGUACAGGAGCUGUCAUUGUGAGGAGGUCUCUUCCUCUCACAGAGGUGUUUAUGGCUGACCACCCUUUCUUAUUCUUUAUUAGACACAAUCCUACCAAUACCAUUCUUUUCUUUGGAAAACUCUGCUCACCUUAAAAUCAGGGCCAUUUUCUAACAUUGUGAGAAACACCUGGAUGAAAAUCAGAAAUUGUAUUUUUUUCCCAAUGAAUUCUUAAUCCUUUGACAGCUAGUUUGUAUUUCAAAGUAAUCUCUGCAACCAUUUUAGGUUAGAACCCAUCAACUGGAUGCUCUGGCACUAGGCUCCUUGAAUUGCAAAUAUUGGUCUGAAUCCAGAAUAGGAUUAAAUUUUGCCUUAACCUCACUGGAUAUGAAUAACAUUUUGUUUCCUCGAUGCCCACCUAUGCUUCCGUAUUCCUGCAUUCAUAUGCAUUCCUGCAUAUUAAUGAUGGUGACGAUAGGGUUGAGGUUAGAAGGGACCUCUGGAGGUCAUCUUGUCCACCACCUCCCCUGCUCAACCAGGGCCACCUACAGCUGGUUGCCCAGGACCAUGUCCAGACGGCUUUUGGACAUCUCCAAGGAUGGAGAUUCCACAGUCUCUCUGGACAACCUCCGCUAAGUGCCCCAUAAGUUCUCAAAUGACUCCAAAGAGAAUUUUGAAUGCACGGUGUCUGCAGGAACAGGAUAUGAAACCACACAUUUCUAAAGAUGGUUAAUUAUUUACACAGUCAAGAAGGCUGCCUUUUAUGUGGGGAUAAAUCAAGUGAUCUCAGUCUCAAAGAAUAGGAAAAAAAUGGUCUAAAACACCCCAUUGAAUUUACUGACGUGGAAAACUGUAGCCAUGAGCUUCCAAGAAAUGUGUUUUCUUCCUUGCGUGCUGCUGUCUGGUGAAUUUUAACAAUCUGAGAUGCAGAUCUGAAAGACAGGGCUCUCUCUAUGCUCUGAGAAAUGAAGAAAGGUUUUGUAAAGGGCAGUGUAAAUCAUGGAAAUCACAGUUAAACAUAACCUGGGAAGGUUUUUAGUCUGUGGGAGAAAAAUAAAACUUGCCACUGACUGAUAGGGAGACAUUACCGCUAAUAUGCUGGUUUAACAUAAGUAACAUCUUCCUCAGAGGGAUUCUGCAUGAGAUUUAACAAAUUAACAUUUGCAACAUGCUUUAUGACCCAUGAAAAGGAAAAUAUACGUUAGCCGUUCGCUGUAUAAUUGGAUGUAAAGCACCCUCAUGUUCCGCAUUCAUGAUUACCAUAGCUUAUGCACCAUAAGUUACCCGGGGCCCUUUGGACAAGAAGUCUAGGAAAUAAGAGGGAAUGAUAACUGAGCAAGAACAGACAGGAGCAGGACAAUAAAAGAGUGAAAUAAACAAACUACUCUUGACAGUCUAAGUUGAAGGUGCAGAACAGCUCCAGCACUAGUUCUCCAGGCUCUGUCCGUGUUUCCCUUCUGGAGGCUGGCAGCCCAGUUUGCCUAUUAGGCAAUGUUUUUGUUACCUAAAGCUGUCAUCAUACAGUGUUUAUAUUCCCCAGGGAAGUUCUGAGCACUGCAACCUCAAAAAUCAACACUGUUUCUGAAGAUGCAGGGACGGGGAUUCCUGUGAUGAAAUGGCAAAUGCCACAGGGGAAAAAACCCUUCCCUUUAUUCCCACCUUUUCUCAGAAAUGAAUAUACAGUCUCCAACCCCCAGCAUAUCCUUUUUCAGCACCCUUGACUUAAAACAGGAGUUUCUCACAACACUGUGAGUUAGCAGGGGGACGGAUCUGCACUUGCUACCAGUGAAGAAUGCAGGAGCUUAGUCCUGAAGGUGAAAGAAAUAGAGGAGGAGGUUUGCAAUAAAAGUCUCUGUUUAGCACCAGCUAAGCUGGACUGUUGCUGUGCCACCAGAGCACGGGAGCCAUGAAGACAUGUGGUGAGCCCUGCAUGGCGUAAGGGAUGCGUCUGGGACAUUUCUGGUACACAAAAUAGCAGCGGUUUUACUACUGCCACAAUCUCAUGAACUAUGAAAAGAAGACGAAUGUCGUGAAAGAAAAACCAAAUGUCUAUGCAACAUAGGUUUUUUUACAUUUUUUUCCCCUUGGUGCAGACUCUGCCUCUCUGCCAGUCCCCAUCCAUGCAAACAAGGUCCAAUGCUUCUUCUCUUCCCACAGCUUGCAGCUCACCAGGGGAACAGGCAUCUCCUUUGCAAAUGGCAAGGUUCAGAUGCAUUUGCUGCUCUGCCCUGAGCCCCAGGGGUUGGACUACGUGAUCUUUAAAGGUCCCUUCCGACCCAAACCCCAUUUUAUGGUUCUGUGUGUUGCACAUCGGUUAGCUGGAUUUGGCUAACUCCACUGAGCUCUGAUCAGUUACUGAUUUACAGCUGGUCAAACUAGUUUAUAGUAACCACAUUGUAUCACAAAAUAUCUGAGUCGGUAAAAGCCACAAGAGUUAUUAGGUAUUGUGUCUUAGACUUGAAACAUACAUGCACAUUUUAAAAUCUCCUGACUUUAAUAUCCUGAGUUAUACUUAUGGAACUGUGUAGGAUCUGCCUUGUUUUCCUACUCCCAUCUGGAACUGGAAGUGGGAGAAACUCGACUGUGAUUGGAAUAGUGGUUAUUGGCAAAACAUAUAGCUUUUAAGCAAUAAGGUAAAGAAAUACUACUUUUCGGUGCUCAUGGCCUGAGACUGGAUUUAGAGACAUGAUCAGUGUUUAAAGUUUCACUUUUACAGUAUCACUUUUAAUGUUUGUGUUCAGUCUGGGCUAACUUUGCAUGUGGUUUCCUCUCAGUGUGAGGCAAGCGGUGGCAGUAGAAAUUCUCACAGCAAGUCUCUGCCUCUCCUCCUGAAAUUUGGCACGGUGCAUUCAGGCUGCACAGUGUUUCAGGUUCUCCAAGUUGCGGGGCCCCAGCCCUUCUUAGAGGAUUCAUUAGCAGCUGUGGAUGCUCUGUCUCAUGGUGCUUAUUGUCUCACUGAAUUAGGUACUCACUUCUUCCCUAGUAUCAACUGAGGGAAGGGCCACGAUUUGGCCCUUAAAUCACAAAAUCAGUUGGUCCUUUAUGAGCAGUAAAGUGAAAUGCCUACCCCAUACACAGCUAUUUGUAUUAUUCACUUACCUUCAAAGAGAGUUAAAUUUUACUUUAGAAACCAAUUCAACAUGUAUUUCAAAUCUAAUAAAGAUGGCAUACUUAAAUUUC